Messenger RNA from Capronia coronata CBS 617.96, 2031 nucleotides. RefSeq lists its product as uncharacterized. The coding region runs from base 1 to 2031 and encodes 676 amino acids. The transcript is spliced from 7 exons. NCBI's taxonomy places the organism in Eukaryota, Fungi, Ascomycota, Eurotiomycetes, Chaetothyriales, Herpotrichiellaceae. Gene Ontology annotation, molecular function: glycosyltransferase activity. The record is from RefSeq and is a predicted model, not a curated record. Gene Ontology annotation, cellular component: cytoplasm.
AUGGCGCCCAUCGGUGCGGCUGUCUUUGCGACGCUGCUCAUGAACGAUGCCUAUCUACCAGGUGCCAUGGUUCUCGGCCAUUCCCUCAAAGACAGAGGCGCAAAGGCUCCUCUGGUAGCUUUCAUUCUUGUCGACAAACUAUCCUCAGACACCAUCACUGAACUCCGAACAGUCUACGAUGAGAUCGUUCCCGUGCAGGAGAUCGUCAACACCAAACCGGCCAACUUGUAUGUCAUGGGCCGACCGGACCUAGUAUCCACCUUCACAAAGAUCGAGCUAUGGAGGCAGACACAGUACAAGAGGAUAGUCUACAUGGAUGCGGAUAUGGUGGCCAUCAGAGCGCCGAACGAACUUCUCCGACUCGACACAGAGUUCGCUGCGGUCCCGGAUAUUGGCUGGCCAGAUUGCUUCAACAGUGGCAUGCUCGUCCUCAACCCGAACAUGGCGGAUUAUUAUGCACUGCACGCGUUGGCGCAGCGAGGGAUCAGUUUCGAUGGUGCCGAUCAAGGUCUGCUGAACAUGCAUUUCCGGGACUGGGAGAGGCUGAGCUUCGUGUACAAUUGUACCCCCAGUGGCAAUUAUCAAUACGAACCUGCCUAUCGACAUUUCUCGAGCAGCAUCGCACUGGUCCAUUUCAUAGGCGCGGACAAACCUUGGACUUUAGGGAGAGAGAACAGGUUUAGUACAGGCGUCUAUGGCGAACUGCUAGGAAUGUGGUGGGCCGUGUACGACAAGCACUAUCGGCCAAAGACAAUCACCCGGUAUGAUGGUCGAACCUACGACUCCAGGAAGAAGGUGCAGGACUAUGUCCGUGGUGAAGAACCGUUAUAUGUCGCACAGCAGCAACCCUCGCCUCCUCAUCAAGGACAGAUACCCCUUCCACCACAGAUCACGAUCUCUCAAUCUGGGUCGAACAAACCUGCUUCGGUGGAACUACCUCUUGGAGAUGCCCCUACACCCACGGUUCAGGGAGACUUUCACCCAACACCCACGGUCGAGCAAAGACGCUUCUCAGCCCCUCAUGUGGAUUGGCAGCCUACCAGGGAACCCCCACCCAUGCAUUCGAAACCUGAAGCCUCGAACUUCCCAACCCAGACCUACGACAUGUCAAGCGAUACUCAACUGUUCCAGCCCCCCGCUCAGUACCCGGAAGCACCGAAGGACAUGUGGUAUCAGGUACCCGAAAAGGUUCCCGAGCCGGCCAAGCCCAAACCCAUUUUCCCCUGGGAGGCGAGAGCUCCGAAGCCCACGCGUGUUUUCGCCCAACCCAAAGCACCUAGCCCGCCACCUCCGCCGGCACCGAUGUCUCCAGAUGAGCCCGCGGCUCCCUCCCCGGCUACUGACAUUACUGAUGUCACUGAUAUCACUGAAGGAAGUGUUCCCACUCCAAUGGCUCUUUCUACGGACCCCUGGGCAGCAUUCCAGCAGCGGACGAAUGCUUGGGAUGACAUGCCAGAAAUCGAACGAUACAUGCAUGCGUUUAGCCAUGGACGGAAAGGAAACAUACAGGUCUUGCACCAUACACCAUCUCAACCUUCCCCGGGUAGCUCGACUGUUACCUCCCCUCCAACAAACGAUGCACGACGAUUUAGCUCAAGAAUAACUGAUUUCCCGACCGAAGUCGAACGUCCGAGCUUGCCUGUGACUCCAGCACCGAUCCGAAGACCGAGCUUUUGGGGAGAAGAGAGAGACGAAGAAGGGAACUUACCGGCGGCUGAAGGAGUGCCGCAACAAGAAGAAUGGAACCCGGCCGCCAAACUUGAAGAACUACAACGACGUCAAAGCGAGGUGUUGCUGUCGGCGACAGGUACACGCCACCUAGGAGAGGUGCCGGAUCGUCCGAGAAGAGAGAUGCCAGAAAGUCACAGCAAGGAGGCGGUCAUCGAGAAGACGAAUCUAGCAAUAUCGCCGACCAAAGUGCCUAAAGUACCGAAGCCGAUUUUGAAAGCCCCUCACUUUGAACUAGGCCAAGGCGUGAUCAAAUCAGGGAUAGGGGAGAACGGUGAAGACUCGGUUGAUCCGUCUUCGUAA